This is a messenger RNA of Clonostachys rhizophaga, 2511 nucleotides long. The record is from the annotation of a GenBank genome assembly. NCBI's taxonomy places the organism in Eukaryota, Fungi, Ascomycota, Sordariomycetes, Hypocreales, Bionectriaceae.
GUGAAAUGCACCGGCAACCCAGGCACCGGAGAGCCGUGUAGCAAUUGCGGAAGACUUGAAUUGGCAUGCCCUUUCGCUGAGAAGCAGCAAGAAACCGUCCAGGCUCCGGCAGAGGACAAGAUUUCGAGGAUAAAGCCUUCACACAGCCAUACUGAGGCGGGCACUCUUCGGAAGAGGGCUCAGAGGGCCUGCAACCAAUGCCAUUCACAAAAGACCAAGUGCUCUGGCGAUCUACCUAGGUGUAAGCGAUGUGAGGCUGGCGAUCUCAAGUGUGAAUACACUCCCGCCAAGCGACGAUUUGCAAAUGUCCGCCUUCAGUCAGAAUCGAAGAGCGAGGAGCCGCCAACGCCAACGACCGUUGCAGCGAGCCCCCCCAGCCCUUCCCUAGCUCCCAAGAAGGAAAGGAGUCCCUUUUUGAGCCCACGAGGGAAGGACGGCAAGCCUAGCGAAUACUUUCCGCUGAUGAUCGACACCUCGAAUCUAAGCUCCCAGUAUGAUUGUUCCUUUGCCUUGCUCCCCACUGUCUUCUCUACUAAUGGCUCUCUCAGGGAGCUACUCACACGCAAGCAUAUCAUCCUCCGCCAUCUGGAUGCAUACUUCGAGCAUAUCUACUGGCUGCCAUGCAUGGGCUACUUUCACCCCGAAACCGCCCGCCGGCAAGUUCACGAGGGAACAUUUGACGCACCCACCGCAGCAGCUGUGUGUGCAAUUGCAAGCUUCUUCGUCAACCCCGGCGACGGGGCCAAAGAGUUCAGCCUGAAGUGCCUGGAUGAGGUGGAAUUCUUCUUCUUCCGGAACAUUCAUAAAUUUUCCGAGGCUGUACUCAUCCCGUACUCUCUCAUUAUAUCGUUUAAUUUCCUCAAUGGCUCGUUUGCCAAAGUCUGGCAAACGCUUGGUAUCGCCAUUCGUUUGGUCACCGGCAUGCAGCUGAACUGGGACUACGUCAUGCAGCAUCGGUCCUUUCAAGACCAGGAGCGAUUGCGGCGGGUCGCCUGGCAGUUUUUCGUCUUGGAUCGCAUGCUAGCUGGCGGCUACGAAGAGUAUAUUUCAUGCCGGGCUGACAUAAUGAAGAUCCGCCUUCCAUGCCAGGAAGAGGCCUUCUGGGAGAACAAGCCCAUAACCGCCGAGAGACUCCAUGAGAAACCGGCAAGUUGCAAAGGGAUCGGCCUCCAUGGGUUGAAUGUCCGCCUUGCCGACAUCAACCAUAGGAUCCAAUCGUGGUCAAAAAGGCUCACGCAGCGGGUUUCUCUCGAGCCUUCCAAGGUAAUGGAGGAUAUCAACAACUUCCAGAAUGAGCUUACAUGGUUCCAUGCUUCUAUCCCCAACGAUAUCAGAUUAAGUGAUCAAAGCCUCUCAAAGUUCAUGGCAUCUUCUGAGCGAGUUGGUUAUGUUUAUUUCCAUACGCAUUUAUCAGUUGGCCACAUUGACUUGUAUCGUUUUGCCCUUCCAGGCAUCCUGGAUUCAACGAAGAACGAUAUUCUCCGCCGUCUACCUCCAGAUUUCGUUCAGAGGGCCAGAAAGCAGGUCGUUGCUCACGCUCUGUGCACGGGCCGUUUCUGUGUCGCUAUACAGGACGAAAUGGACCGACUAGCAAAGUCAGGCAUUACUGGUUUUGCUGGUGAUGCUACGAUUGCUCACAUGGCAACACAGUCCCUUCGCGUCUUCCUAGUCGCCAUACAACAUGAAAUCUAUGACGAUUUAACAGAAGGCACAACAGCGCCAUUGUGGCGCUUUCAACAGCCAGAUGAGGCGUAUAUUCGAUCACUCAUCAUCAAUGGCCUCUUCCGUGUGUCUGAACCAUGGUGUCCAGUUCUGGUAGCCUGUCAACAGUCUCAUGCCAGUAACAAAGCCAUGUUCGAAGAAUUCGAGAAAACCAAGAGAUUUACUGACGCAAAGGAUGCCUACCGCAAUAAGCUCAAAGCUACCGACAGCUCGGCACGCCUCCCAGGGCCGCAUUAUAUUCUCGAGAAUGCCAAUCACGGUGUCGCCGAGCAAGACCAACGUGCCCGAGCUUCUGAAGCAGCAGUCGCCAAACGCUGGUUUAACGAACCAAAACAACAGGCAGAGCCAAUGGCCUAUCCACCAGCCGAUCUUGACUUUGACAUGGAAUAUGGGCCCCCAGGUAUCCCCAUGAUGCUUGCUGUUGCCAGAAAUCCGGACACGGGACGAAGUGACAACAAUGUCAACUUCCUGUAUGACGGUGACCGGGAGGCCACAGCCCUCCUGCAAGACAAGGUCUGGCUCAAUGGUGGAAUCAUUGCACCUGACAGCGGCCAAAUGGCUUAUGUUGCAACUCACGCUGGAGUUCCUUUCAUGCAGAUAGGCUCAACCGAUCCAAAUAUGAUGUUUCCGCCACCGCAGCCUCCCCCUCCCCCGCCAUCAACUUUGCCUCAUUCAACUACAGCACCAUUCGUCCCUAGCCAAGCUGGUAUAUAUAUGGACACCUGGGCCGCGCCGCCAUACGAAAAUCUUCACUCCGCUCCGUACAUGCGACAACCUAACUUUAACUAA